AUGGCCAUGGGCGCAAUCCUUCAAAGGUUGCAAGAGAUGGAAAACAGAUUCCUGACUCAGCAGCGUAUGGAUGCCCAAAGGAUGGCGACAUUGGAGGCCGAGCUGAGGACCUUGAACGCGGAAGGCCGGACUAGGGGAGCCGGGCAUGUCGUAAACGGCCAACCUCAGCAGCAACAUGCCGAAGGCGUACAACAUCAGAACGCCGAAGGCGUCCAACAUCAGAAUGCUGAAGACCUCCAGCAUCAAAACGUUGAAGAUCGACCUGGAAGGCACGACCAUGCUGGUGAUGGAGGACCGCUGCAGCAGAACGCGACUACAGUCGAAGGAAACGCGCAGAAUGUGCAGAACCAUAACCUCGGCAACAACCAGAAUGGUGGAGGUCCGAACGACAACCAGGACGAAAAUUAUCUGGAGGAUGAAGAGGCUAAUGAUAGCCCAUUCACUGGGAGGCUCAUGAACUUGGCCAUACCGCCGAGAUUCAAGAGCACCAGGAUACCUCCAUACGACGGAAGUCAGGACCCAGAAGCCCAUUUAGAGGCUUUCAAAACCGAGAUGCUGUUCAACGGGAUCACUGGACCUAUUAAGGCCAGGAUCUUCGCGACGACAUUGAUUGGUCAAGCGAUGACCUGGAUAACCAGGCUACCUAGGAACUCAAUCGACUCGUUUGUGGACCUAGCUUGGACUUUCCGACUUAACUUUGCAACAAGCAAGGUGCAUCCGAUGCCAGCCUAUGCUUUGGGAAGAAUCCGGCAGAAGGAGAACGAAUCGCUAAGGAAGUACCUCGAUCGAUUCAAGGAUGCCGCCCUCAAGGUGCGAGGUUUAACUGAAGCAGUGCACCUCUACUUAAUCAUUUCGAGAUUAGAUGGCGACUCCCCAUUGGCGAGGUCUAUCUAUAAGAACCCGGUGAACGAUCUGGAGGAGUUCAGACAAAGGUCGGACAAAUACAUUGACGUGGAAGACAUGCGAAAGGUCUACGUCGAAUCAUGA
Gastrolobium bilobum is the source of this 987-nucleotide messenger RNA. RefSeq lists its product as uncharacterized. The coding region runs from base 1 to 987 and encodes 328 amino acids. The record is from RefSeq and is a predicted model, not a curated record. Lineage: Eukaryota; Viridiplantae; Streptophyta; Magnoliopsida; Fabales; Fabaceae. The transcript has a single exon.